AUGGCCGCAAAUACAAGAUAUGAACGAGCGCCUCAGCGUGACUCUCUUGAGGAAAACUACACACAACCGCCACCAUCAUACCAGAACGCCAGCUCCAGCGAUGGCCUCCUCGGUGCUCCACGAGGCGAAGACGACAAUGUCCCCGAUGACUUCAAGUUCGGUGGCUCAGUCUCAGAAGCCACUCUCGAUAUUCGCAUGGCUUUCGUUCGAAAGGUCUAUGCCAUCCUCACUGUUCAGCUCUUCCUGACCGCUGCCCUCUCCUGCGUGUCUUUCUUCUCCAAGUCCUAUCGGCACUGGAUUCAAACCAACAGCUGGAUGAUGUGGACCUCCCUCUUCGGAGCUAUCGCUUUCAUGCUCCUGACCUUCUGGAAGAGGAAGAGCUACCCCACAAACCUACUCUUCCUGACCGGCUUCACUGUGCUCGAAGCCUACUCCAUCAGCGUCAUCACGUCCUUCUACGAAUCCCGGAUCGUGAUCGAAGCCCUCAUCCUCACGCUUGGUAUCUUCGUCGCCUUGACCUUGUUUGCCUGCCAAACUAAAUACGAUUUCACGAGCUGGAUGCCCUAUCUCUUCGGCUCGCUCUGGGUGCUCAUCAUCUUCGGGUUCAUGGCGGCUUUCUUCCCUCACGGCAGCACGGUCGAGCUGAUCUACGGUGUUGUGGCGGCACUCAUCUUCAGUGGGUACAUCUUGGUGGAUACUCAGCUCGUCAUGAGGCACUAUCAUGUUGAGGAGGAGAUCGCAGCGGCCAUCAGCCUAUACCUUGAUGUCAUCAACUUGUUCCUUGCGAUCUUGAGGAUUCUGAACAGUCAGCAAAACAACUGA
This is a messenger RNA of Endocarpon pusillum Z07020, 822 nucleotides long. RefSeq lists its product as uncharacterized. Gene Ontology annotation, cellular component: membrane. Lineage: Eukaryota; Fungi; Ascomycota; Eurotiomycetes; Verrucariales; Verrucariaceae. The coding region runs from base 1 to 822 and encodes 273 amino acids. The record is from RefSeq and is a predicted model, not a curated record. The transcript has 2 exons.